This is a messenger RNA of Antechinus flavipes (yellow-footed antechinus), 8180 nucleotides long. RefSeq names its product acylglycerol kinase (gene AGK). The transcript is spliced from 16 exons. Gene Ontology annotation, molecular function: acylglycerol kinase activity; ceramide kinase activity; ATP-dependent diacylglycerol kinase activity. The record is from RefSeq and is a predicted model, not a curated record. Gene Ontology annotation, biological process: ceramide biosynthetic process; protein insertion into mitochondrial inner membrane. Gene Ontology annotation, cellular component: mitochondrion; TIM22 mitochondrial import inner membrane insertion complex. NCBI's taxonomy places the organism in Eukaryota, Metazoa, Chordata, Mammalia, Dasyuromorphia, Dasyuridae. The coding region runs from base 896 to 2161 and encodes 421 amino acids.
GAAGUAAGGAGAUGGGGAAUGAGGAGGAAGGAGAGCAGGAAAAAUGGAGGGAGGAGGAAGGAAAGAGGAAAGAAGAUGAAGAGGGAGGGAGGAAGGUGGGAGAAAGAGAGGAUAGAAGGGGAAGAAAAAGGUCAGAGGGAAAGAAAAGAAGGAGUGGAGAGAGGUGGAAGAGAGUGAGAAAGGGAGGAAAGGAAAGUGGAAAAGAGGAGAAAGAAACGGAGAGAAGGAAAAAAGAGCGGGGGAAGAAAUUACAGGAAGAAGAUGGGAGAGGGGGAAGAGAAAUGGAGGGAGAGAGGAGGAGGAAAGCGGGGGGAGAAAAGGGGUGAAGAGGGAGAAAAUAAAGAGGAGAAUGAAAGAAGAGGAAAGAGAGAAGGUGAAAGAGGGAAAAGGGAGAAAGACGGAAAGAAAGGGAAGGGAGAUAGAGGGAGGAAAGAGGGGAAAGUGGAUGGGGGAGAGGAAGAGAAAUGAGAGGAGAGAUAGGGGGAAGGAAAAGAAAGAAAAGAGAAAGGGGAAAGAGUAGAGAGGGAAGGGAGAGACAGACAGGAGUUCCCGCGGCAGCCGCUAGGAAAGGGAGGGAGGCGGGGAAGACACCUUAACCCUAACACCCCCCACCCCCACCCCCCCUCAGCCAACCGAACCUCGGCCAGCUGGAAGCUGAGCGCGGAGGAGCGGGCGGGACUGGGCUGCCUCGGCCCGGGCGCACCUGCAGCGCCGCGGAACCCGAGCGCAGGUGGUAGCGGUUUUCCGGAGCGUGGGGGAAGCGCUUAAAUCCGCACACCGGAAGGGCGGCUCGAGCCGGAGUGCGUGGAGCGCGGGGUGCGGAGCGAGGCCGGUAGAGGCGCUGCUGGGCGGCGGGGCCGGCGAUUCUGGAAAACCAGCUGGCCUACUAGAGAAGAUGACUCAACUUGUCAAAACCCUUCGGAACCAUUGGAAGAAAACUACAUUUGGUGCCUGCUUGCUGACCUGGGGAGGACAUUGGCUGUAUGGAAAACACUGUGAUAACCUACUAAGGAGAGCGGCCUGUCAGGAAGCCCAGGUGUUUGGAAAUCAACUCAUUCCUUCCAAUGCACAAGUAAAGAAGGCAACUGUCUUUCUGAAUCCUGCAGCUUGCAAAGGAAAAGCUAGAAAUCUUUUUGAAAAAAAUGCUGCCCCCAUUUUACACUUAUCUGGCAUGGAUGUGACUGUAGUCAAGACAGAUUAUGAAGGACAAGCCAAGAAGCUGUUAGAAUUAAUGGAAAACACAGACAUGAUCAUUGUUGCAGGUGGGGAUGGAACUCUGCAGGAGGUUGUUACUGGACUUCUUCGAAGAGUAGAUGAAGUUACCUUCAGCAAGAUUCCCAUAGGAUUUAUCCCAUUGGGACAGACCUGCAGUUUGAGCCAUACUCUCUUCCCUGAAAGUGGAAACAAAGUCCAGCAUAUUACGGAUGCCACACUGGCCAUUGUGAAAGGAGAAACGAUUCCACUUGAUGUGCUGCAGAUCAAGGGAGAAAAGGAACAGCCUGUGUUUGCAUUAUCUGGCCUCCGAUGGGGAUCCUUCAGAGAUGCAGGAGUCAAAGUUAGCAAGUACUGGUAUCUUGGACCAUUAAAAACCAAAGCUGCUCACUUUUUCAGUACUCUUAAGGAGUGGCCUCAGAUACAUCAGGCCUCCAUCUCAUAUGUGGGGCCCACAGAGAGGCCCCCCAGUGAACCCGAGGAGAAACCUCCCAGGCCCGCUUUAUACCGGAGGAUAUUCCGAAGGCUCGCAUCAUAUUGGACGCGUUCUCAGGAAGCCGUCUCCCAGAAGGCAAAGCCAGAGGUCUGGAAAGAAGUGCAGCUGUCUACCCUUGAAUUAUCCAUCAUGACACGGAAUAGUCAGCCUGAUCUGCAGGGCACAGAAGAUUUCAUGAACAUUUGCAUUGAACCAGAUACUGUCAGUAAAAGUGACUUUAUCACAAUAGGAAGUCAAAAGAUGAGAGACCCUCAUGUGUGUCCUGAAGGCUCUGAGUACCUCCAAGCCAGCCGGUGUACAUUGCUUCUUCCUGAGGGAACAGGUGGGUCCUUCAGCAUCGACAGCGAGGAGUACGAGGCCAUGCACGUGGAGGUGACGCUGCUGCCCAAGAAACUCCAUUUCUUCUGUGACCCGCGACAGAGAGAGAAGAUGCUGCAGGGACCUGGGCAGUGAGCGCGAAUGGGCACUCUUCUCGGAGUGGGGGGGCCCUGCAGGAAGGUGGGGCUGUGCUCUGCUAAUACCUUUGGGGCAAAGGGGGCCCCCUCUGGAGAGCAGCACCUUGUUGUCUGGGGGGCUGCUGCUUAUGAAGUGCCCCUUUGCCACUCAGAGCAUCCCAGCAUGUCCUGUUCACUACCUGUCGUGUAGCCAGCUUCCAUUAAAAUGUGCUUCAGUUUUUGUCUCGAUAGUCUGCCCUCUUGGAUGUUGGUUUCCCCUGGUGUGCAUCCUGACUUUCAAGGAGUUUCUUAACACUGCCAAACAGCACAUCUUGAAAUGGAAAAGGGUAGGAGCAUCUAUUAGCCCCCACCCCAAAGUGUGCUCCUCUGUUGUGUCAGCAUAACAAGGCAAUGACAGCGGAAUGGAAGCUCGGUCAGGUCCUCCUCAGCUGGAAAGGGUAGAGUGUGAGCUUGGUCGCACACUCCGCCUCUACUCUUUAGGACCAUUGUGGUCACCUGAGUCCGAAGGCUCAUCCCCAGCUUGGAUGCAAAGGAUAACUACUUCUGGUCACCCCGAGUAGGGCUUAGUCCUAGAGGGGUUUUCACUUAGAGGGAAUAUCUACACAGAUAAAAUUAUAGCUCCUUCAGGUAUUAAAGCCACUCACUCCCUAUCACCCUUUAGAGUAUCUCUCUUUUCUCAAAGCUUUUUCUGUCUUCAGCACCUUCUAAGGAAAGGCCCCUGUUGGCAGGCCCUCAUUUUCAUUUCUCUUGACUUGGCCCUACCUUAACAGAAAGUACAUAUAUAGCAGCUUCUUCCUUAAGUUGAAAUAUGACAUUGUGAUGCACCUGAUUUUAAAUGAAUAUAAACAUAGUUCAGGAAAGAAAGUCCUGAAGGAGAGAGUCCUCCCUAAGAAUUUUUUCCUUGCCACCCUUUCAUUCAUUACCUCAUUAAAAAAACAAAAAAAAAAAACCCAGACACAAAUAUCUCCCCCAGCUUAAUUUGUGCUUAAUGUACAUUUCUAUGUUCUCUUUGUGCCUUCUAUCUUCUUAAGUAGGACCUUUCAUAAUAACUUACAAUUAUAAUGCUUUAAGAUUUUCAAAAAUGCUUCCCUUACAGCAACCUUUUAAGAUAACUUAGAUGUAAAUAUUAGCCUUGUUUUUCAGAUAAAGGUUCAAUUAUUUUAAACAACUUGUUCAUGGUUAUGCAUCUAGUAUUUGAACCUACAUCUUCUGACUCUAGACUUGUGUUCUAUAUAUUAUACUAGCCUUCUAAUUUUGAGUAAGUUCAAUUAUAUUUAGAGAAAAUCUCAAACUCCUCUUCCCCUCAAUUCCUGCCCAGUGAGAAAUGAUCAAUUUGUAAAAAAGGAGGUAAUUUUUAGUUUUAGAGAGAUGGACCCCCAGAUUUGGAAUCGGAAGAGUAGGUUGCAAAUCCUGGCCGUUUUAAUAACUUCUGAACUGUGGAUGUAUUAACUGAGCUUUUAUUUGUUUCAGUUUGCUCAUCUGUAAAAUGAGAAAUAUUUGUACCACCUGCCUUUUGGGGCAUUUUGGAAAUCAGCUGAUAUAAUGUCUAUAAAAUGCUGCAUAUAAAGAACCAUUUAAAUGGCACUUCUCCCCCCUCCUUUUUUGCAACAUAUAGGGUGUUUUCUCUAAGAGCCUGUUUUCUAUAACAGAGCUUGUAAACAGCAAAAUCCAUUUUUCCUUCAAAAUCCGUAUUCCCUUCCCUCCAUCUUUUGACUUCCUUUUGUGAAAGAGUAGUUACAGUUUCCUGUGCUAUUUUUUUUCUCAUUUCUUUAAUCCUUUCCCCAAAUUGUGCAUUUGGAUUGAUGUUGGAGAAAGGAUGUAUUGAACAAAAUUAAUAUUACAUACUGCCACCAUCCAUUUUUGUUUUUAAUGUUAACAUUUUAAAGUCGAAGUACAUGAGGGUUUUUGUUGCCUAGUUCUGGCUUUUAUUUAUUCAUUUUUACUAUAUUGCACAUCUUUGUUUUGCUGAUGAUAUUAUAAGGACAACUCUUCCUGUAUGAGUUUGCUCUAUUUCUCUAAGAAAUAGGUGUAAAUGCACACACACACACACACCCCUCCAUAUUGUGACAUUAUUUCUUUGCCUUUCUCCAUAUACUAUAUACUACCUUAUAAAGAAACAGAAUAUAUCUAUAGGGGUAGCACUGGACAGCAAGAAGUCUGGUAUCAAAAUUGUUCUUAGAACAGCAUGUUUCUACAAAUAUGUUGAUGGUGGUUUGUUUUGACAAGAUGGGAAAGAAGCAACAGAAUGGCUUUUUUAUUUAUUCCAAAGUUGUUUAUAAUAGUAAAUGGUCUCAGGGCACAACACUGUCCCCUAUUCAAAAGAAAAAACAAAUUACAUGAAAUAAAAUCUAAUCUUUUAUCAUUUACCAAUUUUAGAAAAUGGAUUAUUACAUUAGAAUAAACUUUUUAACAAAUGAUAGGCUCUGUGACCCUGGAUGAAUGACUUAAUUUUUCAGUACUGGAUGCCAGUGUUGUCAAACUCAAAUAGAAACUAGAUCAUUAUAUUAUACAUGAGAAUCUCUGUAAUUUGCAUUUAGACUUUACAAAAUACAUAUUAACAUCAUGUGUUCUAUUGUAUUUUUAUUUAUUUCAUUAACUAUUUCCCAAAUUACAUUUUUAUCUGGUGCAGCAUAUUUGAUACUGCUACAGGUAAACAUCAAGACAGGGAUUCUUCACUCUUUUUAUGUAAUGCAUCCCUUUGGUAUUCUAGUGAAGUAAUACCGUGGUUACUUGCCUGUAUUCAUAAUUGAAAAGACUCAAUUUCAAUUAUAGUGAAAAUAAGGAGAUUGGGUUUUUUAUUCCAUCUAAGUUCACUAUCCUCUGAAAUAUGAUUUGUUAACCUCAAAUUAAGAAGCCACAAAAUAAGUUACAGAAAUCUUGAUAGGCAUUGGCAAAGGAAGUUUCUUAUACCAACAGAGUCACAGUUUCCGUAUCUGCCUGUGGAAUAGGUGUUUGGUCUUACUUGCAUUCCUUAUUCAUGGAGAUAGAACAUUCAACUGAAGUGAGAUAGUGAAUCUUUCUCUUCUGAAUGAACUUGUAAAUUUAAUCUCUCUUCUUGAACUCUCAAGGAUGGCGGCUGUUCCAAGAGAAUGGUGCACCUCUAGGAGCAGCAAUCUUUCAGGCAUCACCUGGGUACAAGCAUGGUGAUAUAGUCCAGACGAGCUUCACGACCCAACAUGGGCCCAGGCAGAGGCAAGCUCCUCAGCAUCAGCCAAAAGGCUCUGCACAGUCAAAGGGAGUGGAAUGUAACAGCCACAGAGUGAUUACAAUCCAUGUGUUCAUGUUAAAAUGUGAACUUUAAUUGUAAAAACUAUUUUCUGUAACUAUGGUCAUAUCAACCUCUGUAGCCCAUUUGACUUGGAUCUAUACAAAUAUGAUAAAAACUAUACAGCAACCAUUUGUACAACAGAACAAAUUCAAGUGCCAUUUUUGUCUUAUUAGGAUUAAUCCUUCCUUGGGCCUUUGGAAUUGUAACAUCUAAGGGGUUAGUAGGUUUGCAAGCACUGUCACUGGAGUAGUAGUCACCCUACUGAUUUCAUGGUUUCAUAUGCAGUAGGUAAAGACCUUUCAGGGAAAAGGGAUUUUGGAGAAGGGGAGAGAGGGAGAAGACUUCAGGCUUUUGUUAUUGCUAGCAUAGGUUAAAGAACCGUGACAUUAAUAAUUCGAUGUGCUUUCCAUCUUGAAGGUGUUCAGGAGGCUGCACUCAUCAAAUGGCAAGAAGAAUCAGAUUAUAUUCAGAUAUAUCAGUUGUUUUUUUUCAAAUUUAACAUUUCUAGGAUGACCAAAGAGUAAUCUAAAUGAAGAGAAUAAACCUAAUUUUGGUAGGAUUUUUUUGGUUCUCCCUCUCCUGUGCUCCUCUUCUUUUCUUCCAUCAGAGCAAAAAUAUGAUACCAUUUUUUCAAUAUUGUAUCCUCCCCAGGGAGCAGUUUAUUAAUAGGGGCUGACUGAUCAGAAAUAUGCAGCUUUACUACUUUCUAAGAAAAUAGAUUUUUUUGCAUUUGGUUUAACUAACAUGUCUCCUUCAGGAAUAACUAAACCUUAUUUCCUGAGAAGACAAUAUUUAUAUUUAAUGACAACUCCCAUCCCUCUGCCAAGAUGUCUAAAUCAUAUUUCUGUGGCUUUUUAGGCUAGGUCUCCUUAAUAUAAUGUAAUUGUCUUUUUCCAGCAUUGCAUUAUAAUUUUGAAAUAUUUUUCUAUCAGUAAGCAACUAAAUAACUCUUCCUUUUUUAUAAGGAAAAAAGAUCAAUUUGCAGGAUUUUCUAACCAUACUCAGUAAUCUUCUACAGCUCUUUAGAGUAUAGACCAAUUAGUAAUCAAGAUAAGAUUUCUAAUGACAGCUUUUAAGGACAUGCUAAAAAACAAGGACUUCAUUCCCUUUCAACUUUCUGUCAGUCAAGUCAAACUGUGGUAGCAUCCAUUUUUAAUACGAAAAAGUCCUACAGAUCAUCAUAAAAGAUGAAUAGGGACUACAAAAGUUAGGGGGCUACUCUCUGUAGUCAUAGUUCAGGGCAGGGAAUGGGGAAGCUGUAGCUUUUGCCACCCAAAUCAAGGGAUUCUUGAUCUCAUCAGUCAAGUGCAAAGACAGAUCUUAGUGAUAAGAUACUAAUGAUCUACAUCCUUGGGUCUACCCAGUUUUUUUUUUUCGUUUUUUUUUUUUUUUUCUUUUGCUGCUAUCAAGCAUCAGACCUUAGGAGAACAUUGAUUCUUCUUGCCCUUAAGUUCUUACAGGCAUGAGCUAUUUAUCUGUUGGAAUUGGGCAAGAACAUUGAUUCUUCAUGCCCUUAAGUUCUUACAGGCAUGAGCUAUUUAUCUGUUGGAAUUGGGCAAGACUUCUGACAUCUGUAACUUGUACCUACUACAGUGUAAAUUUUUAACCUUAUCUUGGAGCAUCACUGCAUUAAAAGGCUCAAUUUAGUUGUUGUUCUUCACAGGAGGUUCUCCCACAAGAAUACUUUAAAGACAAUCUCAUGGUUCUGUUUUAAAGGAUUUUUCUAGUUUGUUCAAAAUAUUAACAUCUUCAAUUUCUAUAGCUUCUGUUAAGCUUGUUCUACUAAGAACAAGGCGGCGGUAAAGUUUUAAAUUUCUCUUCAUCCUUCCACUGCUCAGGUUAAAAUGCAGUGGAUCAAUAGAUGUUUUGGUAUGGGGAUUUUCACACUAGUUUUUUUUUUUUUUUAAACAUAUUUUGGUCCCAAAUUUUGCUUUAUUUUAACAAAGGGAAGAACAGUAAAUUACAUAUGCAAAUAAGUGCCACAGAUUCUACCCAGGCAAAUUCCUCAUUCCUUUUAAUCUCUAACCUGCUUCCCUUCUUCCCUUCCCCCAAAAUGGGAAUAAAAAACAUCUAUGAUGCUUUGAUGGCCGAUGCCCUAUGAGAGCAAAAUAUUUUCUAUUUCAAGUCAGUGACUGUUUACUAUGGCUCAGUAGGGUACAAAACCCCUGGUCCAGUAUUGCAAAACAACAAUCACCCACUAGAGAGAAGGAAUGCUUCAGUGUAACAAGAUCAGAAAGCUCAUGUAAAAUUUAAUCCUGUCUCCUUUCCAUAUAGCACUACCUAACACUAAUGCUUUUUGCAACAUAAGCUUAGACUUUAAAACAAAAAGUCCACAGCCAUGGCUUGUGCUGGCUAAUGCCUCUUAAGUAGUUCUGACAUCCUGUGUACCUAAGUGAGUUCCUUUCCACCAUGAGGCCCUUGAUUUCCAGUCUGCUCUAAGGGAAUUGAUAAUGAUGAUUAGGCCUGGGUACUUUUACACUGAAGGGAUUAGAGGGGAAAAACUUUACCUGCUGGUAUAAGAAAAAAUUAGUGAAUAAUGACAAAAGGGACUGGAUUGCAUCUCAGGAUGAAUAUAUAUUCCUAAAGAUCUUUUUAAGCUUCAGAUCCUAUGAAUGGGGGAGCAUGUUAGAGACAGCGGAGUAAUAGUGGCAAAAAAGAAGGCCCAGGAUGUUCCAAAGAGGAAAUUCGAUUUUUUUUUUCUUUAUAAAUAUUUCUAUCACUGGAAUGCUGGCUACUGUCCCCAACAAAA